Messenger RNA from Pseudomassariella vexata, 726 nucleotides. RefSeq lists its product as uncharacterized. The coding region runs from base 1 to 726 and encodes 241 amino acids. The transcript is spliced from 4 exons. Lineage: Eukaryota; Fungi; Ascomycota; Sordariomycetes; Amphisphaeriales; Pseudomassariaceae. The record is from RefSeq and is a predicted model, not a curated record.
AUGGCUGACUUGAAUUUCAGUCUGGGGGUUCCAAUACCAAACUUUGCAUGUUAUGCCUACGGAUAUAAUCAUCAAAGUCCCGUGCAGGUAGGCCAAUCCAUGCGAUAUAAGCAGCGAUCCUGCUCACCUGGUGUUUACGAGACUGAUAUGCCUCCCAGCACGGACUGCUGCCCCUCCACGAUAACGAAGUACACUGAGACCUGUUCAUUGUGCUUGGACUGCCUCUACGACACUGGACGCACUGUCUUCGUCCAGUCGAACUGCUCCCCGCCCGCGACCGGAUAUCAGACUAUCACCGCGACGCCCACGACGACAAAACCAACUCAUCCCGCCUCGUUGCCCGGGCAUUGCACUACCAUAAUCAAUGACCUAAAGCUUCAGUCGACGACAACCCUAGAGUACUCGUGUUAUACACACACUACUACUACUGAGCACAGUAUUUACUACUGCGACAAGCCAACCAGCAUAACAUGUGCGCCGACUCCUACACAUACCAUCACGGCGAAAUUGCCAUGCAGCAUUGACUGUUGCCCGAUAACGUCGACCAAAGUCGUGACCAAGUACCCGCUGACCAGCUGUCCGGUUCCGUAUUCCUGUCCGUCGCAGACAGCCACUGUGUACCAGACCGCUCAGUGUACCGACAUCCUGAAGGUUCCGCCUUUCAACCCAGGUAGGAAGAGCUGGACUACUUCGGCCACUAACACCACUACUACUAGGCCGCCUUAA